Messenger RNA from Gopherus flavomarginatus (Mexican gopher tortoise), 4528 nucleotides. It is a transcript of the gene FADD, whose product is annotated as Fas associated via death domain. Bases 109 to 684 code for a protein of 191 amino acids. Gene Ontology annotation, biological process: regulation of apoptotic process; signal transduction. Gene Ontology annotation, molecular function: protein binding. The transcript has 3 exons. The record is from RefSeq and is a predicted model, not a curated record. NCBI's taxonomy places the organism in Eukaryota, Metazoa, Chordata, Testudines, Testudinidae.
AGAGGCAGAUCUCUGUGUAAAAGGAAAGCUGCCUUCAACAGUGAAGUUUUUCUUCAUCGGAGCUAGGCUUUCAGGACAACAUAAAUUAAACCAGGAAGUCUUACCAAAAUGGACCCAUUUUUGUGUCUCCUGCAUUCACUUUCCGUGAGCUUAUCUGACAACGAGCUCUCUGCACUUAAAUUUCUGUGCCUGAGCAAAAUUGGCAAAAGGAAGCUUGAGUCUGUCAAAACUGGCAGUGAUCUCUUCACCAUCCUCCUUGAACAGCGGGAGAUUGAAAGAGAGAAGGUAGAUUUUCUCCAAUUCAUGAUCAAAACCAUUAAAAGAGAAGAUCUGAUAAUGCAACUACAGGAGUUCAUAGAAGGUGGACAAGGUGAUGUUGUUAACCAUCUAGAUGAGAAAGAAAAACGUCAGCAGAAUGUAGCUUUUGAAGUUAUAUGUGACAACGUUGGGAAGAACUGGAAAAUGCUAGUUCGAAGAUUAGGAAUUUCUGAUGCAAAAAUUGACAGAAUUCUAACAGCCAAUCCUUAUAACUUGCAAGAACAAUUGAUGCAGUCACUUCGAGAGUGGCAGAAAUGGAAGGGAAAGGAAGCUAAGGUUGCUGACUUAAUAAAAGCCCUUCGGGAUUGCAAAAUGAACUUGGUAGCAGACAAAGUCGAACAUGAACUUUUACAACGGGAGGACUAAAACUAAAUGAAAUCAAAACAGUAUAUAUAAAAUGCAACAUUAAAACUGAGAGCUUAAAUAAUAAAGGAGGGAAUGCUGUUUAAUUGUUAGAACAAGAGUUAGGAUACUCCAUCAUUGAUUUAGGAGCUUAAAUUCACAUUUAGAGACAUAGACCAAGACUUUCAGAAAACACUUAUGAUUUUGGGUCCUUAAUUUUUGGAUUCUCAGUCUGAGGCAAGUUAAAGGUUUUGAUAUUUCAGAAAAUGCUGAUUACCUGCCCUUUGAGAAUCCUUAUCUUUUAUCAAGUUAGGCACCCAAAAUCAUUAGUAUCUUAUGAAAAUUCUGACCUUAGCCUCUGAUUUGUAGAUAUUUAAAUCACAGUCAUAUUUAAUCACUCAAGUGUUAAAUUCUUUUUGCCUCUCACAUCUGCCAAAUAGGAAUAUUACUAUGGCCUUGCGGUAUCUACCUCGAAGGAGUGUUGUGAAGCUUAUUCUUGUAAUGCUUAUAAGGAAGUUUGUGCUCCCUGAAUGAAGUGCUUCUUCCAAAGUGCAAAAUAUUAUUCUUAAUUUCACAAAAAUCAAGAAAUUCAAAGUUGCAAUUCCUUCAGAAGCCAUAACUCAGCCCAUUAUCCAUAUAUGGUAUUUUGCAUGACUGCAGAUGCUUUUAAAAAUUUGCCUUGAAAUAUGUACUUGAGGUGAUUGCUGUGGGAACCUGACUUCUAUGCCUUUCCAAAUUUUUAAGGUGGCUAAAUAAUUUUGUUUGUAAUAAAAAAAAAAAAACAAAGCAGAUACUAGCAACAUGCUGCCCUUCCUGCCAGAUCUUGAGAGGUAAGGAAUAUGUUCUGAAUGGUGCUUCAAGUGCUCCUUUUCCAUGCAAGGCUGUUAAGCCCCAUAUAGAAUUAGGCCUUAAGAUUGCAGUGCAAGGGGCCCAACAGUUCUCGUGGCCUUUUCUCAGCUCAGAAGUGCCUGUUUUCAGAAUAAACUGCCUGAGACAAAGGGUUUAUAUUAAGUGCCUUCCCUGCCAUAAAGAAAGGGAUGCUAUCCUGAUACUAUAAAAUACAUAGAAAGACCUUGCCCUGUAGUUGUGUAGGGGGCCUUCCUUGUUCCUCCUGCAAAAGAUUUCCCUCGUUGUAACUAUACAUCUGAAGAUGCUGCUCACAGCCACGACCACAGAGACUCUGACAGCCCACCCUGUUAGUAGAAGUCAUUCGGAUCAUCCACCCAGUUUUCAAUGGGAAAGUAGAAUUCAGUUGUCUGUGCUAUUGAUAACAUCGCAUGUUAAGACAAAGAGAUACAGACUGAAUAAACAGAAGUUUUUCUUAUGGAGAAAUGAAGUUACUGAAGAAAAUAUAAUCCCAUCACCUACAGUUUAUCCACCCUGCUAUGCAGGUGAGGAUCAGUUCUCCUUCACCGCAUGGUGCUCUAAUUGAAGGUGGCUCCAGGUCCAAUACUCCUUUCAUCAGCUUUCUUCAGUUUUCCUUCACGUCAGCUCCCUAAUACCACUCUCUUCAAGGAACCCAUAAACAGCCCACAGUCAAAAAAGCAUGAAUGGGCAAGGCCAGUUUAAGGUCGUGGGGCCUCCUGCAAACUUCAAAUUUGGCCCUUACACUAACCCAAGAUUGUGAAAACUGCAUCUACUUUAAGACCUGCUUUCAUGCCUUCUGUGUCACCUAUGUCUAGGGUGACCAGACAGCAAGUGUGAAAAAUCAGGACAGGUGGGGGGGAAUAGGUGCUUAUGUAAGAAAAAGCUCCAAAAAUUGGCACUGUCCCUAUAAAAUUGGGACAUCUGGUCACUGUACCUAUGUCUAGUGCCAGCAUCUUGCAUGAGUUCCUCUGAAAUCAAAAUUGAUGUGACUUUGACUAGGACAGCUGGUAGACUCCAAAACAUCCUACCAAGAACAUAAUGUAAAAUUCAUACCUAAAGGGAGAGGCUUCACUUUGCUGUUGAACCUGUCUCGUUUUGUUUUGUGUAGCUGAUAGCAUACUGCUCCUUGUCAGUUUCUCAUUGCAUGGCAGCAUCAUUGUACUCAGCACCAGUAUGAAAUUGACAAGAAGCCUGAAAUUCAACAGGAAUGACAGCAGGCAGAAACAACACUAUCAUGAGUGUCUCCAUAUUUUCAGUUCAGCUGAUGUCUGAGCUUCAGAAAUUGACAAGUUAACACAUGAUUAUCAUUACUAGAAAGGUUGAAAUAAUGUGUACCCAGUACCUUCAUACAACAUUGUCAUAAGGACUUUUCUUUAGAAGCUGAACAAUGAAAGAUUGGCACACAGAUAUUUAUGAUCUUAAUAAGCCAGAGACCAAUGUUUGCAAUUGUCUACACAGAAAGGAGUAAAGGGUGAUGCUCUAGCUUUCACAUCUGCCUUUGUGCAUAUACAAUUUCAAGCAAUUAAACUGUAAUAGAACAAUAGCUUGCUUUGCCUAUAUCUCAUACAGACUUCAGAAGGAGUUUAGUUCUUAAAAACUAAUGAAUAAAUAAAUUCUGAAUUCAGUGCUGAAUAAAAUUCUAAUCUUGAGCUGAAUGAAUAAUUCAAAUAAUUUUAUUUUGUUAAAAUGUCUAUGGAUUUUUUUCAUUAUUCUUCCCACUCUAAAGAUAACACUAUCUGUUUCAAAAUGUUCUGCCUAUCAUUCUCUAUAUUCAGGGCGGGGGAGGGGGGGAUUGGUAAUGUUGGCUGGAUGAGCUGUUAUGUUUACAGAAAACACAAAUGUAAUUGAGUAGUGAAAUAGCAAACCUCCUCUGCAACAACUCAAAGUUCAAUGUCCCAAGCAUUUUGUCCUCAUUACUUUUUCCCCUUAAUUCCCAAUAUUUAACAUAACGUAUGGUCUUUUGGAUCACAGCAGAUAUACAUAUAUAUGAUACAAAGAUUACAAAUAUGGUACUUUUUGCAUGUAAUUAGAAUAUCUUCUGUUGAGAACUGGAAUAGUUUUUUUAUUUUUGAAGGGAGCAGCACCUGACCCUACUAUGGUUAAAACGAAAUUUGCUCAGGAAUUGGAACAUAAUAUAAAAUUUGUUGACCCUGUGAAAUAAGGAAGUAAUUGGUGGGGGAGGGGAGUGGUAGGAUGCACUAAACAGAUCAUGUUUGAAUUUCUGCAUGUAAGGUUGAAAUUGUAAUGUAAGAUUUUAUAUGUGCAUUUCACAAAUGUUAUUUCUUAAAACAUCUUUCCUUUCAUGAAAAAAUGAAUUUGGUAUCUGUGUUGGUAGGGGAGAAAAAGGCAAAAAUGUGCAGUGGUCAAUAAUAUAUUUCCCUGUUUUGACAUAACGGAAGAAAAGGAGAAAUAUGGGAGCCUUCAUUCAAAGUUUAAUUUUUUCUUGAGUUCCCAAUAUCAAAAAGUUGUGAUUAAAAAUCCAAAAUUCAGCUUCUUAUAGUCACAUAAACUGUGUCUUGUGAUUAGAACAGGGAACUAGAAGACCUCUGUUCUGUUCCUAAUUCUGCCACUAGCCUCCUCUAAGCUUGGAGAGGAAAAAAAAUCACUUGGCCUCUAUAUGCCUCAAUUUCCCCAAAUAUAGAAUGGGAGUAAAAGGCAUUCACCAUAAUUAUCAGGAGCUCUGAGAACAAAGUAUUGUCAUUAAUGCUCCCUCACCCGCUCACAAAUUAUGAACAGCAAAAGUUUAAAUGAAACACAUGCAAAGCUAAUCUCUCAUUUAAAUUCUGUGAAUCCCUACAUUAUGUGGCUUAUACAUGAAGUCAUAUUACAGCCUUGAUAACCUUUAAUAUAUAGUUUAAAGGGAGAGCACAAAGUCAUAUCCUUAAAAUAAUAAAUAGCAUUAAAACUCAAAAAUGUUAGAAAUAUUUCCCCAUUCUGUGUUUGCUUUUUGUAUUUCACUUUUUUGUACAAUAAAAAUAAAACUAGAUUUUUUUUUAAUGUG